Molecule: messenger RNA, 1764 nt
Organism: Acanthosepion pharaonis
Lineage: Eukaryota; Metazoa; Mollusca; Cephalopoda; Sepiida; Sepiidae
Source: the annotation of a GenBank genome assembly
AUGUUAACAGAUAUCUAUCUAGGAGAAUACUGGGAUACUCAACCUGUAUUUCUCUAUGUAGAAUUUUCCUUCCUAUCAAUAUUUGCAACUUUAUUUCUCUUUCACAUCUUUUUUUGCCAUCCUGUUUUUCCUCCGAAGCAUACUUUUUCUUCUACCAAUUUUUCUUUCUAUCAUUCUUUACUCUUUACUAUUCCUUUUCAUAUCCUUUCUUAUAUCUUUCUUCCCUUCCUUUUUUUCUCCAUGACUGAUUCGCCUUUUACUUUAGCUGAUUCCAUUUCUGCAUAUCCUUUACAUACUUCUUUCUCUUUUCAAUCCUCUCUUUUCACUGUUUUCCUUUUCAAUUUUCUCCUUUCACCACUCCCCUUUUCAAUCCUCUCUUAUUCUUACUCUUUUCAGUCCUUCCCUUUUCAAUCUUCUCCUUUCACCACUCCCCUUUUCAAUCCUCUCUUAUCCCUACUCUUUUCAGUCUUUCCCUUUUCAAUCUUCUCCUUUCACCACUCCUCUUUUCAAUCCUCUCUUAUCCCUACUCUUUUCAGUCCUUCCCUUUUCAAUCUUCUCCUUUCACCACUCCUCUUUUCAAUCCUCUCUUAUCCCUACUCUUUUCAGUCCUUCCCUUUUCAAUCUUCUCCUUUCACCACUCCUCUUUUCAAUCCUCUCUUAUCCCUACUCUUUUCAGUCCUUCCCUAUUCACCACUCUUCUUUUCAAUUGUUUGUUUCUUCCUUUUUAUUUUUAAAUUAUUUUUUACAUUUUUAACCAUAUGUGAAUUUCACUCUUUCAUGUUUUGCACAUGUUAUUUUCUAUACUUGUUCUUUAUUCUCAUACUCUUUUUCCUCUUUUCUUGCUCACUUUCUCUAAUCUUCUUUUAUCAUGUGCCAAUAGGAAAUAGUUUUUCUCUCAUCCUUAUCAUUUUCUGUCUUUUGACUUCCUCUUUAUAUCAAAUCUCUCUACAACUGCAUUCAAUUUGUUUCUUCUCCCUUUUUACUAUUUCUUCUUGUUUUUCUAUUAUUUUCUCUAUAAACAAAAGGUCAUCUAUCACUACACCCUUUUUCAGCUACUCACUAGUUUUGUUCUUUCUUUUAUCCAAAAUACUAAAUUCUUUCUUUUUUUCUCUAACAUCUUUUCUUUUAGAUCACUUCCUCUCUAUUUUUUCUGGUUUUAUCUUUUACUAUCUUCAGCUCCUUCAGUCUAUAGCCCCUUUGUUCCGUGAUGUUUUUUUACACCCUGUGCACUUUCCCUCCCUCCCUCUCUUCCUUCCUUCCUUCCUUCUUACCCAUCAUUCUUCCUUUGAUGCUUUUUACACCCUAUGCACUUCUCCCUUCUUUCCUCUUCCUUCCUUCUUUCUUUUCUUUUUUCUUUCUUCAUUCCUUCCUUCCUUUCUCCACACAAUUGUCUAUCACUCUUUGUUCCAAGACAUCUUUUACACCCUCUGCACUGCUCUCUUUCUAAUUUCCUCUUCCUCCCUCCAUCCCUUUUCUCCUUUCCUUCCUCCCUUCCUUCUUUCACACAAUCUGCUUACCCACCAUUCUUCCUUUGUUUCUUUACAUUUUCUCACCAUUUUCUUCCCUUUUAUUCAUCUGAAGCACAGUUUGAUAAACUCUUCUUUUUCUCUUAAUCUGUCUAUCUUCUCUCACAUUUUCAUACUCACUCUCCUUCAUUGUCCUUAUUUCUACCACCCACCUUCAGUUCCUUCACCUUCCUCAAUAUACCAACUUCUAUAUGUUUUUUAUAUUAUUCUCUCUCGUCACUUGCUCUUCAUUCUUUAA